GCUCUAGUUAAGGGGGAUAGGAUAGGGAAUGCCUGUUAGAUGCAUCUUGCCGGUAAUAGCACACAUCAGCCACGGCACUGCGACUGACAGCACAGGCAGAGAGCGGGGGACUGAGCAGCUGAGCACAGAAUUGUACAAUGAGAGAGAGAGAGAGAGAGAGAGAGAGAGAGAGAGAAUAACUGAAUCAGAUUAUCAUCAGCACGUUGGAGAGCGCAAAGCACAGAGGACUGAGUGAGCGCAGGAAAGGAGGAGAAGAAGAGGAGAGAGGAAUACAGAUACAGGAUUGUGUUGUAUGGGGGGGGGGCAAAAGUUUCCAGCUCCCCAGGCAGAAAUCAGUCCUGAGGUCAGCAGUAGGGAGGAAGAAGUGGAGCAGCUGAGAGUUGGAGAGAAAGAUUCACAGGCACACACACAGCAUAUCAGUGUGGAGAUCCAGGGGACACUACUGAAACUUACUGACUCAAGGACGUAGCUUGCUGUAACUCAUCAGGGUAAUAAUGCUCCUCGCUGGACUAGGACUUCUCUGCAACUUCUCCAACUCAGGAGCAUGAGAGCAGACAUUGGACACCGGACAGACGACACAUAGAGCCGGGAAUAUUGCCUGUGUCUUCCUUUUACUUACCCGAUACAGUUUAGUCGUGCCAUUGUUGGGGGGAUAGAAAGAUUCAGAGUUUCUGGGCUUGGAGAUCAGAGAGGGAGAGAGGAGACUGCUGGAGGGGGAGAGUUGUGUCCUCUCAUCUCUGAGACAUGGUAGAGUGUGUUACGGUAGAGAGCCCCUCAGCAGCAGUGUUAGCCCAAGAGCAUGGAGAAGUCCAGCAGUGAGGAGUCAGCCAUUCACCGCAGCCCAUCCGUGGAUAGCCUCGACUCCGACUUUGUCCGCGACUCCACGUCUGGCCGCCCUUUUGGCGGCCGCGGGUUCACCGCCGGCGCGUUCUACGGCUCUACGGGGCCGCGCGGUACCACGGCACAGGGGCAGGCUGGGACAGCGGCCGACACCAGCGUCAACGUCGGAGGAGACAAGAGCAGCAAUAACAAGUACACGGCGCCCAAAGGCAGCAAAUACGUGGUCUUUUACCUGGAUCUAUCAUUUGUGUUCCUUUUAGAGUUCAAGAAGUACAACAUGGCACGGGGCUGUCUCUGCUGUUUGAAGUACAUGAUGUUCUUCUUCAACCUCAUCUUCUGGUUGUGUGGCUGUGGGCUGCUGGGCGUGGGCAUCUGGCUAUCUGUGUCCCAGGGCAGCUUUGCCACCUUCUCACCCUCCUUCCCGUCGCUCUCCGCUGCCAACCUGGUCAUCGCGAUCGGCGCCAUCGUCAUGGUGACCGGCUUCCUGGGCUGCCUGGGAGCCAUCAAGGAGAACAAGUGCCUGCUUCUGAGUUUCUUCAUUGUCUUGCUGAUAAUCCUGCUGGCAGAGCUGAUACUACUCAUCCUGUUCUUUGUGUAUUCAGAUAAGGUCAGUGAAAAUGCCAAGCAGGACCUGAAGGAUGGCUUGUCUCUGUACAACACAGACAACAACGUAGGCCUUAGGAAUGCAUGGAACAUCAUCCAAGCAGAGUGGAAGUGUUGUGGGGUGGUAGGGUACACAGAUUGGCAUGAGGCCCUCAAGGAGAAAAUGGUGCCCGACCGCUGCUGCCAGGAGCACUACCAAGAAUGCGGACGCAACUCCACCAACAUGUUUUGGACAAGGGGCUGCUAUGAGAAGGUGGAGGAGUGGCUCGAUGACAAUAAGCAUCUCAUGGGAACCAUUGGCAUGUGCAUCUUGGUAGUGCAGCUCCUCGGCAUGGCGUUCUCCAUGACACUGUUCUACCAAAUCCAUAGAACGGGGAAGAAGUACGACGCUUAGCGGGUGACAGAAGGCACACAGUGAAACGAGCCCCAUACGCUGCCUGAUGGGAAAGACUCUGGAUGACCCCCUAUCCCCCCCUUACCCACUGCAUCACUAAGCCUCCCCAUUCUUCCCAGAAACCCUGUACAGACUGCAGCUGUCACCCUCCUCCUCUGCUCUGUCCACUCCACCAUUCAUUUGCCAAAGAAAAAUCGGACUGGAAGAUAAAAGGACAAAUAUACUUUUGGCAAGGAACCCUUAGGUUAUCGCUCUCCUCUUCAGAAGUACAUUUCUGUUUUUGGGGUGCUUGUACUAACAGUUUUGUGGGAAGUACGCAUUUUGUGAAACGACAAACGCUUUACUAAUACUCACAUCCCCCUGCAAGGCAAAGAAAGAGAAGACAACAAAACCGAUAUUGUAGUUCCCUCCUGGCUUUCAUGGAUUUUGUCGUGUUGAUUAUUUACGUUAACUUUCCCUUGUAAAUGAUGAAAGGCUCCAACAUAGCAUGCUAGUUUUCUACUCCCUGGAACUUUUUGUUAUUGAAAAUGUCAGACAACAAUGUUUUUUUCCCCAUUACAACAUGAUUUUUUUUCUAAGUGUGUUCUUAAUGCUCAUAUGGAAUGGAGUGUUUGAUAUGCUAAGUCUUAUCUCUUGUCAGAGCUGUAAAAUGGAUGAGGCUGUGGAUGGCCAGAGGUCAGGGGUUAGGAUCAAGGUUAUAAUGCCAGGAGUCCUUAGUGCGUGGUGCUCUGGAUUCAGACAGGUUCUUGGAACGUCAGGAAUGUUCUGUGAUAGGAAGAAUUACAAAUCUUGAAAUCAAUAGUCAUUUCAACCAAAUCCCCCAGAUAACCAUCUCACCAUGCAAGACACAAAGAAACAUACCAGUGUUGUUCUCUUUUCAACUUCCACCUACAUUUACAUUUCAAAGUUUAGUCAUUUAGCAGACACUUAUCCAGAGUGAAUUACAAUUAGUGCAUUCAUCUUAAGAUAGUCUAUAACCACCAGUACUUCCAUUCUGAAAUAAAAUAAAUAGACGGUUACAAAAUGAAUGUUUAAUACGGGCCCGUCAGGACUGGCACAUAUCUGGUGCUCUCUCUCUCUCUGAGGGCUGAGACUAGUGACUGCAGCAUUAGAUCAGACUGAUGGAGCUGCUACUGCAGUGGAGGCAGCGUGAGAUUUGAGAGGAGAGAGAGAACAGAACUGCUGGAUGGAUGGCUGCCUUCAAACGUCUACUGAUCGUCUGAAGAGUUUCUCUGCUGUUUCUCCUCUUGCACACCUGAACUCUUUUUUUUAAAUCCCUCUCUUUCUCUAUCUCCUUCUCUCUCGCUCUCUCCUCUUCCUCUCUCUCUUCCUUUUUACAUGUCAGAACGGCAGGAGGGAUAGAAACUCUUCGCAGUACACAUUUCCACUGACAUUCCUUCUAGACUAAGUGAUGAUGUAUCUAUCUAUACCUCUAGUCUGGAUGCUACUGCUGUUGUAGUUUUCAAAGCACAUCCCCUGCUUCAGUCUGUCACAGAGGGGGUGGAAGGUGAGGGAGGGAAUCGGAUCAAAAGGUGAUGCAGUGGUUUAGAUACGGCAACGCGUCCUGUUACUGGCGCCACAACGUAGGUCAAUGUAUGGCUCAACCACAGGAGUCCUGAACAACAAGUGUAGUUCUGUUCAGGCCACUUGGAUAUCUACACUCUAAAUUACUUAGGAGGGCUUUACCAACAGGAUCAUGUCCAUUAGGCUCCAUCAAAACAGACCGAAACAGUGUGGGACUACCUGGAAACGCACAUUUUCCAAUGCUUGCCCUAAUGAACGCAACCCAGUUUUCCUUUAACAUGUCAUCGUGCAGAAGAAGAGGGAACUUUAAGAGGCUUUCACUGCCAACCGUCUGCUUGUAGUAAUCGAUAAACUGAUUCAUCAUUAACAUGGAGGUUGGCUGAACUGGCUGAAUGUUUACUGUACUUUGGGAAAUUUGAUAAGAAGUUAGAUAAUCGGGCCCAGAAGUUGCAAAGCUAAAAAAUGUAAUAUUUUUAUGAAUUUGACCUCUUUUUCUCCCCAAUUUCAUGGUAUCCAAUUGUUUAGUAGCUACUAUCUUGUCUCAUCGCUACAACUCCCGUACGGGCUCAGGAGAGACGAAGGUUGAAAGUCAUGCAUCCUCCAAUACACAACCCAACCAAUGAGACAAGGAUUUCCCUACCGGCCAAACCCUCCCUAACCCGGACGACGCUAGGCCAAUUGUGCGUCGCCCCACGGACCUCCCGGUCGCGGCUGGUUACGACAGAGCCUGGGCACGAACCCAGAGAGUCUCUGGUGGCACAGCUGGCGCCCUUAACCACUGCCCCAGCCGGGAGGCCCUAAUAAAUGUGAUCUUACAAAUGUAGGAGGGUUAGGGCUAGGAUUCUGUUUGGGAUAAGAAGUGUAAGAACUCUGACACUGCAUUGCUGCUACAUGAAGAAUAAAGGGGAAGUAGAGGUAAUGUAACCAAACACAGCUAGCUCAGAGACACUGCUGCCUAGCUUUUACACUCUCCGUCUGCAGCAAGGAUCAUCUGCAGGAUCAUCUAAGGUCAUUAAUUAAGGCUGAUUAGGACAUCUUUAUUUGAACAUAUUGGGAUGUACAUACCCUACAUAGUGGUAGAUUCGGGCAGAUGCUGGUUUGUGGGUAGCUGCGUCACAGGCUCAGUUGGUUGUUGCUCACCUUUACCUCUGAUUCACCGGAUGCCCCCGUCAUACUCCACAGGGAAAACAUGACAGCUGCUGAUGUAAAGCACAGGUUUCACAUCCCCUCAGCCUGGGUGCAUCCACAAACAGUCGUCACAAUUUAGCGCUCCAGCAAAUUCUGCAAGGUACAUGCCAGGAUAGACAUUUGUACCGACGUGACAGUUGUUUUUGGUCCCUUAAGAACUUGUUUGCUGUAGAGUGUAGACCUACAUGUGUAUCCUUUGUACCUCCCUUGUAAAUCCUUGCACCCUCUCCCUUGAGUAAGAUUGGGUGGUGGUGAGGGGCGUUUUAUUUGUCACUAUGUUUGCUCCCAGAAGUAAUACUGCAUCUAACAUCAUAGACUUAACUGAUCAUAUCUGUGAUCAUUACUGUAUUGUAAAAGUCUGACAUUGCCACAUUGUGUGAACUGAUUUGGGGUGGAAUGGUUUGAUGUUGAAUGAAAUGCAGAAUAGCCUUUUCAGCAUGAAGAUAGAUAGAUAUAUAUUUAAAAAUCCUGAAGACGAACCAGCUUCACACUGUUUAUAUGUCAGACGUGGUUCAAGAAUUAUCUCAAAAUCCCAAACUGUUUUUCCGUUGUCAUUCAUGUAACUGUCACUGCCCUCUUUGAAAUGUCAGUUUUCAACCAUUCAGAAAUGUUUCUGUUCUUCUGAAGGAAUUCAUUCAUGUCUUUGCUUCUCUCACAUUCUCCCAUCGUCAAUUGGUUUCUCAGUGUUUUAACAAUUGUUGUUUGUUCAUGUUCGUAGGGGUGCAGUAUAAGAAGGCCUGUUACUUUAACACAAAUUGUUUUUGUCUCUUGCUUUUAUACAAUAUGCUGUUUUACUAUGUUCUACUUGGCUUUGUUUUGUCUGAAGCUCACUGUCAGUUAUCCGGAGAACAUAACAUCAUUAGUAUUUUAUCCUCGGGAUUAUAAAAGGAUGGUUAGACGGGAGAGUUGAAGAUAAAAUAAACUUUCCUGUUCAAGGUGCAACUAAACCACCUUCCUGUCUUAACUUUGCCACAGGCAUUUAUCCAAGUCCCGUUUUGAGGGAGGAACAUGCAGUCAGAGUAGGACGAUAUAUGAAGAUCUUUUAAAUUAAGAGUGCUAUUCUAUUAUCUGCAGUAUGUCUUUAACCAUGCCUGUACCACUUUUAUAAAUGCCUGCCCAACCUUGCCCUGUGGAAUGUGUUAAAUCUCAGAUGACACUGACUAAGCAACAUAAAUCCUUUUACUGCAUUAAGCUUAUGCUAGUCCUGAGUGUAAAUAAUAUAAUUUCACAAAUGAUCAACUGUUGCAGUUGCACCUCUACAGUAGGAAGGAACUCAUGAACCUAAUACCUAUUGGCAUCAUUUGAUAUGAAAUUCUAAAUGACAGCAGGAUCUUACCAACUAACACCUACGCUCUCUCUGACUGUAUAUUUUUGGAAAUCAUUUUCUCAGCUGUAUGGGUGAUAACUAAUAUCCUACCCAUUAAUUGUUAUUUUAUUCAUAUUUUAAUCCUUUGAUAGUUUGUUUGCAUUUGUACAUUUUCAUUCAGGAGCAGUGUAUAUGAAAUGUUCAUAUGUUUUUUGAGGUUAGUACUGUAUUCAUGUUUUUACACUAUUGCAGCUUGUAGUGAGAGAUACAUUUCAUGCAUGGAUUUGGAAUGAGCAUUAAGUAUUGACUCUCUUCACAUGGAAACACUGCCACAGACUAGAGACGGAAAGGGAAGAAUGGUUGUUGGGGUUUUGUCGGCUAUGAGGGAAUUUGAAAGGAAGCAGCUCAUUUCUAUCUACCACCUUUGACAUAUUUGUAUAAUCUCUUCUCUAAUCCCCCACCACUAAAGCUGACUAUCUGAGCUGUUCUGAAGUGUAUGCUCUUGAAUAGUGUGUUUGAUGUAGUGGCAAACGGCAGUAUUAUCUGCUCCAUGUCAGCCUUGUCCUGUGGAGUUUCUCUGCUACAUGUAAAAUCACUCUGAAUAUAAGGUGGUGCACUACAUUUCAUUCUUUAAAUCCUGCUAUUUUUUGAAAUAAAGGAAAGUGUGUCGUAAAAUUCCA
Molecule: messenger RNA, 6535 nt
Organism: Oncorhynchus mykiss (rainbow trout)
Lineage: Eukaryota; Metazoa; Chordata; Actinopteri; Salmoniformes; Salmonidae
Product: tetraspanin-9
Cellular component (GO): plasma membrane
Source: RefSeq, a predicted model, not a curated record